AUUAUGUAGGAAAGUGCUAAUCUGUAAGACUGUUAAUCAUAAAUGUGUACGAAUUCAAUUUUUUUAUCUGAUUUUUUUAUCCAAUUACAGUACACGAAUAGUUACUGAUUGUCAAGUGAAAUUACAUUAUUUUGAACGAUAAAAUUCUGUAAAAAUAAAAAAAAAUGGUGGAUGUAACAACAAAUUUACCAUCUAGCAAUGGAACAACAUUGAUGGGUCGCACAAAAGGUGCCUUGAAAACAAUGCGAACAGCAUUGGGAGGCGGUGGAGAGUAUCUCCAAGGACUGGGUAGCAGAAUAGGAUCAGCAUUGAGCAGCAGCUUUGAAGACAGCGAAGUAACAACUCCGUCCUCGUCGCCGUCGCCUCACUUGAAUGACCAGAACACCAGCCGAAAUGAAGGCACGGCACGACGGAAGUUGCGGUUUCCUCGACCCGGCGGAGGAUUUUCCUAUGAAGAUUACGAAGCAAUGACCCGACAUAAGCUCGAACGGGAAGCUUGUACCCGUUCACGUAGAAAAUAUCCUGCGGGAAUGACGUAUGAGGAGAUUGCAUCUUCGCGAACUUCUGUUGAAAACAAGAAUCCAGUGCAAGUCGAGCAGGAUAUUAGUCCGGACAGAGAUAGUAUUGAGAGUAUUGAGCCACUUCAAGAGAAAGAUAUCCGGGCUACUGGUCCAGAUCCUUAUGAUAAACUUGAUUACAAAAUAGCAAGGGCUCCAGAUCGCUAUGAAACGGUUGUUUUUCGUUUAGAUGUACCUUGUAGUAGUGGCUCGGCAAGCGAUCAAGACGGCUACGGGCCCAGUACGAGUUUAGAUUCAAAUAUGGAUGGUCGAAGAAAUUGGGAAAGAUCAGGAUCUUCCGGCUCGGUACAAUCGUGGGCAUCAAGUUUGUCUGCAGACAGUCAAUCUGAAGAAGCAGCUGCUGAUUUUAUGAAAACUUUUGUACCAAUGUUGUUCGAUGCACCGGAAAGUAUCGACCAGGAGCAAAAAGCUAGCUUUGGCCAAAUGGUUCUUACCGAGUCGGGAAGAAUAUGGUUCUCGAGGGUUGUUAAUGCCAGAAGAGCACGUGCCUGUGUUUCAGAAGCUUCCUUUUAUUCAUUAGCGCAACACUUUGCAGUGGCGUUGUUCGAGUGUCACGAAGCUGAUGAUUUCGCUCCUGCUAAAAGUCUUAUGAAUAUGUGUUUUACAUUUUAUCAUGAAGUGGAAGUCCCUGGAUUGGAGCCGUAUAGAGAAUAUUUGUAUACACACCUCCGAGUCCAACCUAUCUGGAGAUCCAUGAGAUUUUGGACUGCUGCAUUUUUUGACGCUGUGCAAUGUGAAAGAGCCGCUAGACCGGUUCCUUCGAGAUCAAAAUCUUUAGAUCGAGAGACUAUUGCUGCAGAAGACCGAAAGUAUCAAGCUAAUAUUGUCUUCGGGCAAUUGGGUACUUUUACAUGUAAUAUGCACGCUUUUGGAUUGUCAAGAAAUCUUUGCUUAGAGUUUUUACGAAAACAGUGCGUGAUAGCCAAUCUCACAUCAGAGCAAGAAAAAAUGUUACGGGAUAAUAUUAUGCGAAUGUUUGACGAGUCUGAACCAUGGAGGUAGUAGGACUAUAAAUAAUGCGGGCGCUGUGGGUUGGCGCAUAAUAAUUAACGACUGAAUAAGUAUUUGAAUAUUAAAUUUUCCAUAUAAUCAGUAUUUGUCAAUUAAAAUGAGGUCUAUUGUUUAAUCUAAAUUAUAAAAUACCAGCAAGUAUUUUUGAAUGCCGCUGAAAAUAAUUGG
Messenger RNA from Cotesia glomerata, 1757 nucleotides. RefSeq lists its product as uncharacterized. The record is from RefSeq and is a predicted model, not a curated record. NCBI's taxonomy places the organism in Eukaryota, Metazoa, Arthropoda, Insecta, Hymenoptera, Braconidae. The transcript has 10 exons. Bases 165 to 1580 code for a protein of 471 amino acids.